Molecule: messenger RNA, 3871 nt
Organism: Ochotona curzoniae (black-lipped pika)
Lineage: Eukaryota; Metazoa; Chordata; Mammalia; Lagomorpha; Ochotonidae
Gene: DUSP3
Product: dual specificity phosphatase 3
Exons: 3
Coding region: 39-596 (185 amino acids)
Biological process (GO): negative regulation of MAPK cascade; protein dephosphorylation
Cellular component (GO): cytoplasm
Molecular function (GO): MAP kinase phosphatase activity; protein tyrosine/serine/threonine phosphatase activity
Source: RefSeq, a predicted model, not a curated record
CUUGCUCCUGCCCCGGCGUGCAGGGCCCUGCCGCCGCCAUGUCGGGCCCCUUCGAGCUCUCGGUACAAGAUCUCAACGACCUGCUCUCGGACGGCAGCGGCUGCUACAGCCUCCCAAGCCAGCCCUGCAACGAGGUCACCCCGAGGAUCUACGUGGGCAACGCCUCUGUGGCCCAGGACAUCCCCAAGCUGCAGAAACUGGGCAUCACUCAUGUCCUGAAUGCUGCCGAGGGCCGGUCUUUCAUGCACGUCAACACCAACGCCAACUUCUACAAGGACUCUGGUAUCACCUACCUGGGCAUUAAGGCCAAUGACACCCAGGAGUUCAACCUCAGCGCCUACUUUGAAAGAGCUGCAGACUUCAUAGACCAGGCGCUGGCUCACAAGAACGGUCAGGUACUCGUCCACUGUCGUGAAGGCUAUAGCCGCUCCCCAACCCUGGUCAUCGCGUACCUCAUGAUGCGACAGAAGAUGGACGUCAAGUCGGCUCUGAGCACCGUGAGGCAGAAUCGUGAAAUCGGCCCCAACGACGGCUUCCUGGCCCAGCUCUGCCAGCUUAACGACAGACUGGUCAAGGAGGGGAAGUUGAAACUCUAGCGCGUGGCUUUCUGCCUCAUCUCCAGAGGCGCCGCCAGGGAACCCUGGGCCGCCAUGUUUAGCAAGCACAGUGUCCCCUGUUCCUCGCAUCACCAGGCACUCGCCCACACGCCUGUCCCAAUGCAGCCCCAGGCUGCAGUGUCUGGGACCCCUCAAGAAGCUUGCUGAGACGCGCAUUCUCGCUCUCCGGUUGUCUUGUUCUGUAACUUACGGUGUCUUCUCUCCGAGCCAGCCAGGCCCACGGGGAGGCCUGGCGUGAGUCCUCCCACAGUGUGGGCAGCAGGGCCACGGGAGGGCCCCUUGCCACCUCCUCUCCAGCCCCUCACGGUCCUCACCUGAGUGGGGCCCUCAGUAGGGGGUGCCGGCUAGCAGGUGCAGGCCCCUCUGUCCCCACCACAGCUGUCUUCCCCCUCCCCGCCUUGCCCCUACAGUCCUUCCUGCAUCCACUUCCUGCUCUAGGCCGGAGCUGCCUGAGCCUGCCUCUGGGCGGGCAUGCUUGCCAGUUGUACUGAUGGAAACUGCCCACAGAGCAGCCUCUUGGUCAGGCCAGUUCCCCCGGAAGGACGCCCUGCAUCCCCAGGAGCUUUGAAAGGUCACUUUGUGGGGAGCCCCCAUUCACAGUGCACUGCUACCCACCCUCCCUCAGCCCCUCAGCGCCUGUGGGCCCGGCAGGAGGGCGCGGCCUCCGGCAUGACUUGUGACUUUCUUUUCCUCCAUUUGAAAGCAGGAUGUUGAGGCCCAGCCCAUUGCAAACCCUCACCAUUUGCAGAAUUAUGAGGGUUUUCUUUUUUCCCUGAAAUGACAGUGUGGGUGGGCCCCAGGCGCAUGCGCUAGCUAGUUGUCCUCACAGUUGCUAUUCCAAGACCCAGAGGAGGAAGUUGGCCAGUUACAGUGCAGGGGUGGGGGUGCUGGAGGGGGGUGGCUGUGCCGGCGGAUGAGCCAGCAAGGGAAUGGUCCUGUUGUUGUGAAAAGUGAUGCAUCACUGCAUGGUUGUUUGCCUUUGGGAGCACUGUAUGUGGACAGGUGGUAGGCCACACCCCCAGCACCUGGAACCCAGGUGUUUGAUCAAAGGUCAGGGAAUGCAACUCCUUAUUUAAGUACCAAAUACAGAGAAUGAGUGUUGCUGGCGUGGCUGCGUCAGGUGCCUGGAUCCAUGGUAGGAUCACAAGCAAGCAUCUGUACCAGCUUCUCCCGCAGGGGAGACGCCAUCAGGGACUUUUGUCGAAUCUGUGAAACUCAGCUUUACAUUUCAAUUCAGGUCGUGUUACCUUGUUGAGGUAAGGAUGUGCCUUUUUUUGGAGUUGGCCAAGGUCAGGGAGCUAGGACAGUCGGGACAGGGAGAAGCAGGUGUCCGUGGGGGAUGGGGGAGGUUGUCUUCACAGGUGUGACUCUGGAUGGUCACUGUCCCCUUUUCUCUGUGAUGCCACAGCCCCGAACAACUGGGGUCUGUCGUCUUUUUCCAGGUGCCGAGCUGGCCCGGUAGACCACACUGCACUUUCUAGUUUUGGUUAGCUUGCCUGCCCGCCCACUUCCUUCUCCUCAGGCCCCGCAGUUGCUGGGGCAGAGUCCUGUGUUGUAACCUUGGAAUGGAAGCUGUGGCUCGGCUCUUUGUUAAUAAGAGAGGCAAUAUUCUGACUUUGAUGUUCUGGAAGUCAGUUUUUCUUCCAAAGGACACCUCUACAGAGGUGAGCUCUGGGAACUGGUGUUAGGGUACAGUGGGCUUGGGGUGCCCACAUCCGUGUCAGAGUGCUGGUUUAAGUCCCAGCUCUGCUGCUUUCAGUUGGCUUCCCGUCACUGCAUCGUGGAAGGCUGCAAGUGGCAGCCGAAGUACUUGGGGCCCUGCCACUCCCAUGGGAGGCGUGGGUUGAGUUCAAGGCUUUUGGCAUUGGCCUGACCCUGCCCUGACUAUUGUAGGUAUCUGGGGGAGCAAGGCAGCCAUUAGUUGACUUAUCUCUCUCUGCUGUUCUGCCUUUUAAGUAGAUGAGAAAAGAAAAUUUAAAAGAAAGGAGCCACCUGGGACUGUCCAGGUAUACUGCUGUACAUGCUCUCCUGGCCCUGGCAAAGGGAGCAAACCUGUGGUACCCCAAGUAGGUUAGGGUCUGCAGCUGGCUUUCCAGGUGACAGCACCCUGAAAUCACAGCCUCCUGCUGUGCCCCUGGGAGAGGCUCCAGCACUGGAGCUCCCAUCCCAUGCCCCCACAGCAGUCACCCCACGGAGCGGCCACAGUUACCUAGGUGAACAGAACAGGUUCACACAGCCAGUUAACUAAGAAGCGCCUCCUCCAGGCCUGUCUGCGGGGAAGUGCAGAUGCUCACUGAGAAUUUCCUGAUAGUCUGUAGCCCGAGGAACCGAUGCUUUCUUCAUGAGAUUUAACUGUAAAAUCAAGUACAGUGAAUGCUUGCAGUGAGAGCCCACUCAUGCCCAAUGAGUGGGCAGCUCUCUACCCACUGGGAAUGCUGUGGAAUAGGAACUCAGGGUGCCCGUGUCCUAUCCCCACCCCUGGCCCCUUCUGUGAUUCAACAGAACCCCUUCCAGGCAAGUUAGAGCACCAAGCAGUUUUCUUUGUAAAGCACUCCCCCUCAUACCUCCUUACCAGUCUGUUAUCUUAAGAGCAGGAACCAGCACCUGUCGAACGGAGGGAGCCCAUUCAGAAGACCACGGGGGCCCCUUUUGGCUUGGAUACUGCAAGAGUUUUUAAGAAUCCCACUUGGAAUGUACCGCCCCCCCAAGCCACCAUUACCCUAGGAUUUAAAGUGCAUGAGGAGUAAUAAUAUUAUAGCCAGCAGGCGGCGCUGUGCGGCUCCGCUGGCUGUGGAUGAAUGGGGAAAUGGAAGUUGGUGGCUUUUGUGUGGCAAGCUCCUGUGAAGAUGCUAACCAUGUGGAGAUGCUAAUGUUUUAGUAAAAAUAAACACUGUCCUGAAGUAUGAAGAAAUGAGCUCUUCUCGCAGGGAUCUUUGUCUUUAGACUGGUGGCUGGAGGCACUCCAGGGCUCCCAUGUGAUCCUGCCCAGCCAGGUUUUUACUUGGGAAAUCGGGGUCCUGGCAGGUGGCGGUAGUGAGUGGACUGGGAGUUUCACUUUGGGGACCCUGUUGCCUCCUGUUAGCCUUGUAGGAGUAUGAUUGUGAAAGAGUGAAUUGUUUGGACAGAAAAAGGGAAGAUAUCAAACUGAUUUUUUUUUAAAGGGCAAGUUCAAUGUUUGUUGUACCGCGAGUCAGUGUUAAGACACUAAUUUUACCAAAAUAGUAACCAAAAUAAAUGUAUCACAUGAUCAAUAA